Messenger RNA from Symsagittifera roscoffensis, 2002 nucleotides. RefSeq names its product glucose-6-phosphate isomerase-like. Gene Ontology annotation, cellular component: cytosol. The record is from RefSeq and is a predicted model, not a curated record. Gene Ontology annotation, biological process: gluconeogenesis; glycolytic process; glucose 6-phosphate metabolic process. NCBI's taxonomy places the organism in Eukaryota, Metazoa, Xenacoelomorpha, Acoela, Convolutidae. The transcript is spliced from 4 exons. Gene Ontology annotation, molecular function: monosaccharide binding; glucose-6-phosphate isomerase activity; carbohydrate derivative binding. Bases 1 to 1986 code for a protein of 661 amino acids.
AUGAGAGGCAGGACCGAACUGCCUGAGGCCACCUUGAUCCUGACUAGUGUGAAACUGGAGUUGACGGUAGUAGGAACGCUGCGAACGAGAACCUUCCUAGCACCCUUCGGCUGCGAGGAAAUCAAAGUGGUCCAUGGAGAAGAGGAAGAUAGAUCGAACAACGCGGAUACGUUGGAGACGACUGAGCCAGCAGGUGAAGGCACAUCGACAUUGGAGCCGCCGCCAGCCUUUAUGGAAAUGAAACGGGAUUUGCCGGAGAGCAGCUCUCCUGGCAAUUCAAGAAAUAACGAACAAAGAAUCCUCAUAGAAUCGCCUAGAAGAAGAAGAAUAGAGGGCUCAGCCAGAGUACCUUUCUUGGGAACGUUGCCCGAAGAAGAAUGGGAAGUACAUCACCGAGACCUUGAAAGUAUGACGGGAUGCAAAUUGGACAGAGUGGCAUUCAUGGAAGAAGUCUGGACAGUGGUUCAGAGCUAUGGGACCCAGUCCAUUCUGAAAACAAGUCUCAAUCGACCCUUGAUGCGGGAAGUCCUUGACAAGCUUGAUGAGUGUGAAGGGAGAUUGAAGUCGCUAUUGAAUCUAGAACAGAGACAUGAGAUGGUCACUGCCAUCAAUGUAGAAGUAUUCCCAGGAGUUCUGCUAACCGAGCAGAAACACAUAGGAAAUUGGAGGGAAGCCAUCGAGGCGGAAAUGAACAUCAGACACAGUGAAACUUAUUGUAGACCAUCAGGAGCACGAUAUUUGGGACUCUUAGUGGCUGGAAAAAGUAUUACCGACGUUGUUAAUAUUGGAAUCGGAGGAUCUGAUUUAGGCCCAGUUAUGGUAACAGAGGCUCUGAAACACUAUGCUGGCAAUUUGAAAUGCCACUUUGUUUCGAAUAUUGAUGGAACCCAUAUGGCGGAAACACUGAAAAGUGUAAACGCGGAGACAGUGCUCUUCAUCAUUGCCUCGAAAACUUUCACGAUCCAAGAAACUAUUACGAAUGCUAACUCUGCCAAGGCCUGGUUCUUGUCUGCCGCUGCCGAUCAAAACCACGUUGCUAAGCAUUUCGUAGCUCUGUCAACCAACAAAGAAAAAGUCACCGAGUUUGGAAUUGACGAGAAGAAUAUGUUUGGAUUUUGGGACUGGGUAGGAGGCCGCUACUCCCUAUGGUCUGCGAUUGGAAUGUCAAUUGCUUUGCAUGUUGGGUUUGAAUAUUUCGACCAACUUUUACAUGGCGCGCACGAACAUUUUUGCAAUGCAAAAUUAGAAGAAAAUUUGCCAGUGAUUUUGGCGCUUGUCGGUAUUUGGAAUAACAAUUUCCUGGGAGCUCAAAGUCAAGCGAUUCUUCCGUACGAUCAGUAUCUGUCACGAUUUGCAGCAUACUUCCAGCAGGGUGACAUGGAAUCUAACGGGAAAUACCGCACCAGGUCAGGAAAAGAAGUCGAGUGGGAAACUGGACCAAUUAUUUGGGGAGAACCUGGUACCAAUGGUCAGCACGCAUUCUCAUUCUACCAACUCAUUCAUCAAGGAACCAAACUGAUCCCCUGUGACUUUCUAGCACCAGUUCAUACUUUGAAUCCAAUCUCCAACAGAAUCCACCACAAGAUUCUGUUAGCGAACUUCUUGGCUCAAACUGAAGCGCUCAUGAAAGGCAAGUCCCCAGAAGAAGUGAAAGAGGAAAUGAAAAAGGCAGGGACAUCUCCUGAGAGAAUUGAAGAAAUUUUACCCCAUCGGGUAUUCAAAGGAAACAGGCCAACCAACUCUAUUAUCUACGAGAAGCCAGACCCCUUCACCUUGGGAGCUAUGGUUGCGAUGUAUGAGCACAAGAUCUUCGUGCAGGGUGUCAUUUGGGACAUCAACUCCUACGAUCAAUGGGGAGUGGAGUUGGGAAAGCAGUUGGCAAAGGUGAUAGAGAAAGAAUUGGGCGGAACCGAGGAAGUAACUUCACACGAUCAGUCGACGAACGCACUUAUCAACCACAUCAAAAAGCGAGCCAAUUUCGAUUGACAAGUUGACUGAUAUA